Molecule: messenger RNA, 536 nt
Organism: Closterium sp. NIES-67
Lineage: Eukaryota; Viridiplantae; Streptophyta; Zygnematophyceae; Desmidiales; Closteriaceae
Source: the annotation of a GenBank genome assembly
AACGAUGAUGAGAGAGAGAGAGAGAGAGAGAGAGAGAGAGAGAGAGAGAGAGAGAGAGAGAGAGAGAGAGAGAGAGAGAGAGAGAGAGAGAGAGAGAGAGAGAGAGAGAGUUAGAGAGAGAGAGAGAGUGAGUGAGAGAGAGAGAGAGAGCGAGAGGAGAAAAAAAAAGAAGAGAAAGAGAAAGAGAAGAGAGAGAAGAGAGGAGAGGAGAGAGAGAGAGAGAGAGAGAGAGAGAGAGAGAGAGAGAGAGAGAGAGAGAGGAGAGAGAGAGAGAGAGAGAGAGAGAGAGAGAGAGAGAGAGCGAGAGAGAGAGAGAGAGAGAGAGAGAAGAGAGAGAGGAGAGAGAGAGAGAGAGGAGAGAGAGAGAGAGAGAGAGAGAGAGAGAGAGAGAGAGAGAGAGAGAGAGAGAGGUGUGACGAAGGCUCGAGCGCUGAAGGAAGAAGGCAUGAAUAUCAGCCAUGCCCCCUUUGCAAUUGAACAUGAGCCACUCCCUCUUUGCCAACUGAAUGGGAGCUAUGCUCCUCCUGCAAUUGACU